Molecule: messenger RNA, 2355 nt
Organism: Vicia villosa (hairy vetch)
Lineage: Eukaryota; Viridiplantae; Streptophyta; Magnoliopsida; Fabales; Fabaceae
Product: ruBisCO large subunit-binding protein subunit beta, chloroplastic
Exons: 14
Coding region: 151-1977 (608 amino acids)
Biological process (GO): protein refolding
Cellular component (GO): chloroplast stroma
Molecular function (GO): ATP-dependent protein folding chaperone; ATP binding
Source: RefSeq, a predicted model, not a curated record
CCAUUCCCUUUUUCUCUACACCAUCAUUCUUCUCUUAUCCACACAAAAUUCUCUAUACUUCAAAUUCUAAACCAUUGCACCAUUUUUCAACUACCUGCUCUGCAUAGAGCAAAACUCAAACCUAAAUUGUUGGUUGGGAAAACCAAAGCUAUGGCAUCUUCUUCUCCAUCCCCAAUAUCUGCUACAUUCUUCUUUUCUAAUCAAUCGUCAAUCCCUAGACCCCGAACUUCACCUUUUUCUGUACUAAACACAAGAGCUAUGGCUAAAGACCUUUAUUUCAACCAUGAUGGUUCAACCACAAAGAAGCUUCUUGCAGGAGUGGACUUAGUGGCAGAGCUCCUUGGUGUUACAUUGGGACCUAAAGGAAGAAAUGUUGUAUUGCAUAACAAGUAUGGUCCUCCCAAGAUAGUAAAUGAUGGAGAAACUGUUCUCAAAGAGAUUGAAUUGGAAGAUCCAUUGGAAAAUGUUGGAGUGAAAUUGGUGAGACAAGCUGGGGCAAAAACCAAUGAUUUAGCUGGUGAUGGCUCAACUACAUCUGUUAUUCUUGCCCAUGGCUUAAUCAAAGAAGGGGCAAAAGUUAUUGCAGCUGGAAUGAAUCCUGUCCAAAUUGCCCGUGGCAUUGAGAAGACAGCAAUAGCACUUGUUUCUGAACUUAGUUUGAUGUCUAGAGAAGUUGAAGAUCAUGAACUUAAAGAUGUUGCAGCAGUAAGCGCGGGGAACGAUUAUGUAGUCGGAAACAUGAUUUCUGAGGCUUUGCAACAAGUAGGAAGAAAAGGAGUAGUUACAAUUGAAAAAGGAAAGAGCAUUGACAAUAGUCUAGAGAUUGUAGAAGGAAUGCAAUUUGAUCGCGGAUAUCUUUCUCCAUACUUCGUGACAGAUAGAAGAAAGAUGACCAUUGAACUUCACAACUGCAAGUUGUUAUUAGUUGACAAAAAGAUCACAAAUCCAAAAGAGCUGCUCAACAUAUUGAAUAGUGCAGUAAAAGAGAAGUAUCCAAUUUUGAUAGUUGCAGAGGGAAUUGAGCAAGAUGCUCUUGCUCCAAUUAUUAAAAAUAAACUCAGAGGCGUGCUUAAGGUUGCUGCUAUUAAGGCUCCUGCAUUCGGUGAGCGCAAGAGUCACUAUUUAGAAGAUAUUGCCAUCUUGACAGGAGGUACUGUAAUAAGAGAAGAUAUGGGUUUCACGUUAGAAAAGGCUAGCAAGGAUAUGCUUGGUUCUGCUACCAAAGUUGUCAUCACAAAAGAUUCUACCUUAGUAGUCACUGAUGGAAGUACUAGAACAGCUGUUGAGAAGAGGGUUUCUCAACUUAGGAGCCUUGUUGAGAAUACUGAAGAAAAUUUUCAAAAGAAGAUAUUGAAUGAAAGAAUAGCAAGAUUAUCAGGGGGCAUUGCCAUUCUUCAGGUAGGUGCACAAACACAAGUUGAGUUGAAAGAUAAACAAUUAAGAAUAGAAGAUGCCUUAAAUGCAACCAAGGCAGCAAUUGAAGAAGGUGUAGUAGUUGGUGGUGGCUGUAGCCUUUUAAGGUUGUCCAAGAAGGUUGAUGGCAUAAAAAAUCUCUUGGACAAUGAAGAGCAAAAGAUUGGAGCUGAAAUCUUCAAAAGAGCUUUGAGCUACCCUACAAGAAUGAUAGCAAAAAAUGCCGGCGUAAAUGGAAAUGUUGUCAUAGAUAAGGUUUUAUCAAAUGAUAACAUGAAUUUUGGUUACAAUGCUGCUAGAGACUGUUAUGAGGAUCUCAUGAAGGCUAGAAUCAUGGAUCCAACAAAGGUAGUUAGGUGCUGUAUAGAGAAUGCGGCAUCUGUGGCCAAGACAUUUUUAACAUCAAAUGCUGUUGUGAUUGACCGCAUGGAACUACAACCAUCACCACGCAGAAAACCCAUGACUAUGCCUAGAAAUCCCAUGCCCAUCAUGCCUAGAAAGCCCAUGCCCAUCAUGCCUAGAAAGCCCAUGCCUAGUUCAGGUUUAGGACCAUUAGGCUUUUAAAAUUACUUCUGCCUUAGAAUCCGGAUUCUAUUUACCAUCUAAGUUUUCAGAAAGAACAAUAAAGAAGCAUCCAGAAACAUGGCUCAAUUAUGGUCUGCACAAAUGGUGUCAUUGAUGGUCUUAGGGAGACCCAAAUGAAGUUUAUAAAAGUGAAAUUGGCUGUGUCUAGCUUCAACUUGAAAGGCUCCGCCAAUGGGCAGAAGGAAAAUGAUCGCUUCAAUAUGUAACCACCUUGUGAGGCAACCAAUUGUAUUAACAUCAUUUUGGAAUUUUUAUAGAACGCAUUGAACUUUAUAUCAGAUCAGGGAGAGAACGGAAAUAUUUAUCUCCUUGUUUUUAGAAGCAAUAUUUAUCAACCUCAGAUCAUUAUCUAUCAAA